CCUUCAGAUAGUAAUUCUAAAAUAAAACUUGUAUCCGUGAUACUUUGAUAUGAACAUGGUGAUGAACUUAUCAAGUUUGAGAUGCCAUUCUUUUCAGCACUUGAUCCUUUAUUGACUUGCUCUUUUUUCAUUGUCCUCUGUUUCUUUUCAUACCCAUUGGAGGUACAAAGCCUUAGCAAAUGGUUGCAAGUGAGAGUAAAACCUUGGCCCGAGUUAUUCUUUUCCAAACCUUGCUCAUGUGAUCGAUCCUUAUUGCACUCUACACCGCGAGAGCGGUACCGCCCGUGUCCCUGGACUCUUUGUCAUUUCCUGCUCGUCUUGAGGUCCUGACCCACCGAGGAACAGAUGAAUAACGAGAAGCUUCUCAAGAAGAGAAAGGCCAAUAAGGAUGCUGCCAAAGCUGCGUUGGCGAAGGCGAAGGCCGCUCAGGCUUCUGAGGCCAAUUCCUCGGCUUCUCAGCCUGAUAGAUGCACUGCUGAGGCAGAGCAGGAGCUCAUCGCGAACGUGAUGGGCCAGGGUUCCGAGGCCCUGAAUAUUGAUACUGUCGCUGCCCUGAACGCGACACCUCUGAACGCAGUCCCCCGCAGAGACGGGGAAAAGGCUAAGGAGAAGAGGAUGAAGAGGCCUUGGGGCGAUGCCUCUGCUUCGGGGGCCGAGGACGUCAUGGCGCCCUCCCUUAGUCGUCCGGCAGCUGAUUUAUGGAGGGAGUUUGCCCUCCGGUCCGAGCUGUCCUCACCAUCCGGGUCCUCCUCUGAGGCUGUUAAUGCAAUCUUGACGGACGCCCUUAGCGCGCUUCGUCUCAAGGCUGUUGUGGAUGAUGCCCUGAAGGCCAAAGGCACUGCGGAUGCCGCUUUGAAGAAAGUGCAGGAGGGCGCUCUUCUACAGGCGGCGGCGGCGGCGGAUAAAGAGAAACAGCUGCAGGCGGCCCUGGAUGUGUCCCUCAACAAAGUUGCCGUCUUCAAGAAGCACGACUUUAAACUGGUUCACGUUCCCCCUACUUUUGAGGAUGGUUCCGCUGUUGAUGCUGCUCCUUCCUCUCAACAGGAGGCCUCUGCCUCCCAGUCGCGGGUCGAUAUGACAGGGUACAAGGCUAGUGACGACUUUAUGAUUGCUGCUCAGCGGUACUGCCGAAGGGCUUUCUGCGACGUCUUUGGGACCGAGCUGGUGGCCCAAGAGCCUAAGGACUGCCUGAACUUCGGGAUCCACCUCCUUGAGCGGAAUCCGCUCGACAACCAGUUCCUAUUGGAUGUAGCCGACGAUUCCUUCGACAAGGGCUACGUUGAGGGGGUGAAGGCCAUGCUGCCGGCCUUCGCCAAGCUCGGUGUCCCAGCCUCCAAGCUUGUGGACUAUAUGGAUGACGAGGAUCUGAAGAAGAUCGUUGGGAAAAUCGCGCGGGACCAACGACGUGCUGAAGCCGUGGCCAGGGGUGAGGUCUCGGAGUUGCCAACCCCCAAGCCGGAGCCUAAUGAGGAGGAGGCCGGUCAAGGUGACGCUAGGCCCAAGUCCCCUAACUUUUGUUGAUGUACCCCCUCCCCCUCCCUUGUUUUUUAUGCUUGAACUUUCAUUGUACAUUCCAGCCAGCAGUGCUGAAGAAUGAAGAAACCUUUUUGCCCA
Molecule: messenger RNA, 1614 nt
Organism: Cuscuta epithymum
Lineage: Eukaryota; Viridiplantae; Streptophyta; Magnoliopsida; Solanales; Convolvulaceae
Source: the annotation of a GenBank genome assembly